Cordyceps militaris CM01 is the source of this 1851-nucleotide messenger RNA. RefSeq names its product protein phosphatase 2C, putative. Lineage: Eukaryota; Fungi; Ascomycota; Sordariomycetes; Hypocreales; Cordycipitaceae. The transcript has 2 exons. Gene Ontology annotation, molecular function: cation binding; protein serine/threonine phosphatase activity. Gene Ontology annotation, biological process: protein dephosphorylation. The coding region runs from base 1 to 1851 and encodes 616 amino acids. The record is from RefSeq and is a predicted model, not a curated record.
AUGAAAAUAGAAAAUGAAGUGCUGGAAUACGACCCAGACACGGCCGAGCAGCUCCCGCACUGGACAGUCUCUCCCUCACGACAGCAGCAGCAGCAGCAGCAGCAGCAGCAGCAGCAGCAACAACAAAAUCCGCCAUGCCGCUCCUCCCGCCGGACGUCGAAGCCGCGCGAGGCCGCUACCCAACAGCACCCCGACUCGAAACGACGCGGCUUCCACACCUACUUUGUCACCCACUUGCCCUCAUCCUCGAUGCACCCGGACGCGCGGCGCGUCACCGGCCCCGGGCACAAGCUACCCCGCGACGCCUCGACGCCGCAUACGCCGCACCCAGGCGCCGGUCCCGCCGUCGCCCUUCCCAACCUGCCGUCCGGGCGUGAUCUGACAGUGGUGCGCAUCCCGCUGCGGCGCGCCAAGCACCACUUUGGCGCCGCCAGCUCGCGCGGCAGCCGGCCGUACAACGAGGACGCCGACCAGGCGGGCAUCGUCGAUGUGCCCGCCUUUGCCGCGCGCGCGCCCAUGAGCAUCCGCCAGAAGCCAGGCGAGCCCACGCCUGCCGAGAGCCAGUCGGGUGAUCCGCAAGUCUUUUACUUUGGCGUCUUUGAUGGCCACGGCGGCACCCAGUGCGCGGGCUUCCUUCGCGACGAGCUCCACGGCUACAUUGAGGAGGCCGCGGCCACGUUUGGCCUGCAGAGCAGCCUCCGCAAGCGAAAGCCAGGGCGUGAGGCCAACGCGGCUGUCCUCACCAAGGAAAAAGCGUUGAAAUCGGUGCCCCUCAAGACGGCAGAAGAGGUCGAGGCCAAGACGGCAGACGACCCCGACACGGCCUCGCUGCGCCAGGCGCCCAAGCACGGGCAGCCGCUGCCGGGGGAGAACGCCGUGCCGGCCAAGCUGCAGGACUACCCCAAGGCCGUGAAGCUGGAGCGGGACCUCGUGGCCGAGUACGCCACGACCAUUGGCGGCUACUUUCGGCGCUUCAACCCGGAGCACUUUGACCUGUCCGACGACGCCUCGCACAACUCGGUCGUCUCGUUUGAAUCCGCCCUCACCUACGCCUUUCUCCGCGCCGACCUCGACUUUGUGUCCGCGCAGGCGCGCAAGGUUGACCCGGAUGACCCGCACAUGUCGGACGCGCCCGUUAAUAGCGACGAGAUUCUCGGCGCGCCGCACGCCACGCCGUCGGGCCACGGCAUCGGCGGCGCCACGCGCUUCAAGGGCGGCUCGACCGCCUCCGUCGCCCUCAUCUCGACGCCCACGCCGGCACCCUUUUGGCACCCCGCCGCGCAGUCGACGCUACUCGUCGCCCAUGUCGGCGACAGCCGCGUGCUCCUCUGCGAGACGGCCACCGGCCUGCCCCGCGCCCUCACUUCGGACCACCACCCCAGCACACCGACCGAAAGCCGCCGUCUGCGCCGCUACGCGCCCGCCGGCUCCAUGGUCUCGGGCGACAGCUUCGGCGAGGAGCGCAUCGCCGGCCUCGCCAACAGCCGCGCCUUUGGCGACAUUCGCUCCAAGCGCAUCGGCGUCUCCGCCGAGCCCGAGCUCGCCCGCGUCGAGCUCGGCCCCGCCCAGUACGCCUUUCUCGUCCUCAUGAGCGACGGCGUCUGCGGCACGCUCUCCGACCAGGAGAUUGUGGACAUUGUGAAGGAGGCCAAGACGCCUGAGCAGGGCGCCCGCGCUGUCGUCGACUACGCUACCGAGGUGUCGGACGAUGGUGACAAUGCCACCUGCCAGGUCGUCCGCCUCGGCGGCUGGGAGCGCCGCUCCGAGGGCGGCCUGGGACCCAUUGGCACCAAGGAGGUGCGUGACAUUCGUCGCAAGGAAGCUCUGGAUCCGCGACGCGGCAAGCAAUGA